Messenger RNA from Hevea brasiliensis (rubber tree), 1945 nucleotides. RefSeq names its product berberine bridge enzyme-like 17. Bases 39 to 1628 code for a protein of 529 amino acids. The transcript has a single exon. NCBI's taxonomy places the organism in Eukaryota, Viridiplantae, Streptophyta, Magnoliopsida, Malpighiales, Euphorbiaceae. The record is from RefSeq and is a predicted model, not a curated record. Gene Ontology annotation, molecular function: FAD binding; oxidoreductase activity.
AGAUCAACCACUUGAUAUCUCAAAAAUAGUAUAGAAAUAUGAAGGCUUCAAUUUCUCUAACACAGAUAGUACUUUCAGUACCUCUGCUGCUAUUUUCAGCAGCAACUUCUUAUCCACUACUACUUGACAACUUCCUGCAGUGCCUUCCUAAUCAUGUUCAUGCCUCCAAUCCAAUCUUUGAAGCCAUCUAUACACCAUCCAAUUCCUCUUUCCAAUCUGUUUUAGUAGCUUACAUCAAGAACCGCAGAUUUUUAACCUCUGACACCCCCAAACCACUAGCUAUCGUCACUGCUCUGCAUGAAUCCCAUGUCCAGGCAACCGUUAUUUGUGCCAAGUUUCAUGGCUUGCAGAUCAGAAUCAGGAGUGGUGGCCAUGAUUUUGAGGGUCUUUCUUAUAGAUCUGACGUCCCAUUUGUGAUUCUUGACCUGUUCAAUCUCCGGUCUAUAGACAUAGAUAUUGCCUCUGAGACUGCGUGGGUUCAAUCUGGCGCAAUCCUCGGAGAACUUUAUUAUGAGAUUGCCAAGAAAAGUAAAGUUCAUGGCUUUCCAGCCGGAGUUUGCCCGACAAUUGGCGUCGGCGGGCACUUUAGUGGAGGAGGGUAUGGGAACAUGUUGAGAAAAUAUGGGCUUUCUGUGGAUCAUAUCAUUGAUGCAAAGCUAGUUGAUGUCAAUGGUAAUAUCCUGAACAGAAAAUCCAUGGGGGAGGAUUUGUUCUGGGCAAUUAGAGGAGGUGGUGGAGCAAGCUUCGGAGUCAUCCUUUCUUGGAAGAUCAAACUAGUUCGAGUCCCUCAAAGGGUGACUGUUUUCAUGGUGGACAGGACCUUGGAAGAAGGAGCAACUGAUACUGUUUACCAGUGGCAGCAAAUUAUAAGUAAAAUAGAUAAAGAACUUUUCAUCAGAGCACAACCACAAGUAGUUCAAAAUGAUGAAGAUGAGAAGACAGUAAGAGUCACUUUCAUUGGCCAAUUCCUAGGAAAAAGUGGGAAGCUUCUUAGCUUGUUGACAAAGAGCUUCCCUGAACUGGGUUUAAAGCAAGAAGAUUGCAAAGAAGUGAGUUGGCUAGAAUCUACAAUGUUUUGGACCAAUAUUCCACUUGGAACACCUCCUGAAGCUCUACUCAACAGGAGUAUUCCAGCAGAGUUGUUCUUCAAAAGCAAAUCAGAUUAUGUGAAAGAGAUAAUUUCGAAGCAGGAUUUGGAGAACAUUUGGAAGCAGUUCCUGAAAACGGAAGGAAUGGUAAUGCAAUGGAACUCUUAUGGAGGAAUAAUGAAAGAGAUUUCAUCUACAAAAACUCCAUUUCCUCAUAGAGCUGGAUAUCUAUUCAAAAUUCAGUAUUUUACUCUCUGGUUUACAGAAGGAACAGAGGCUACAGAUCGUCAUAUAAGAUUGGCAAGAGAAAUGUAUGAUUCAAUGGCUCCAUAUGUGAGCAAAAACCCAAGAGAGGCAUUUCUCAAUUAUAGAGAUCUUGACAUUGGAAGAAAUCCAAGCAAUGAGACCAACUUCCAGGAAGCUCAAGUCUAUGGUAGCAAAUAUUUCAAGGGUAAUUUUCUGAGAUUGGCGGCUGUGAAGAAGAGGGUCGAUCCUGAUAAUUUCUUCAAGAAUGAACAGAGUAUUCCACCCUUUGAUUAACAAAAUGGCCAUGGUGGCUUUGUAUUUUGAUACUUUUUUAUAAUAAUUAAGGAUAUGUUUGUUUACCCUUAUUAUAAAACAAUUAAAGGAAAUAAAAUAUAAAAGAAGAUUAUGAAUGGUUACUCAAUUUAAGGAGGGAAAACAAUACCAAAUUUGUUCUAGCUCCAAAGCUUAGCGGUAAUAAAGGAAAUAAAACUGAAGAGAGAGGGGGAAACACCAAAUAGGCCUUAAUCUUUGUUAGGGUUUGAGAGUUCUGAUUGAUUGUAUUUUGCUCUUUUCAUCAUAGUGGAACAUUUUUCUCUUGUCUUGCCUGUGGA